Messenger RNA from Diachasma alloeum, 7852 nucleotides. RefSeq names its product agrin. The coding region runs from base 1 to 6951 and encodes 2316 amino acids. Gene Ontology annotation, biological process: cell differentiation; multicellular organism development. The record is from RefSeq and is a predicted model, not a curated record. The transcript has 23 exons. Lineage: Eukaryota; Metazoa; Arthropoda; Insecta; Hymenoptera; Braconidae. Gene Ontology annotation, molecular function: protein binding; calcium ion binding.
AUGCGAAGGAACAAUGGACUGAAGUUGGACCUUACCGAGAAUACACCAGGUACCUCGACAUCGAGACUACCGAAUUUAUUGGAGCAUGCAGAGAGUUGUGAUACCGGUAUUGAUAACGGUACUGGUGAGAAUUUGAGCAGUAAAUUGCCAAACGUCGUUGAGGGCUCCAUGGACUAUGGUACCGAGCGCAGAUCCUCACGUUACAUGGAUUACGAGCCGAAGAGCUUUCAGGAUGGUCAGUCUGGGGGUGGUUACGUUGAUGGUAUUGCAGCGAGGACCAACGAUAUCGACUACGGAGACAGAAAUUACACAAGAAGUUUCGACAGAAAAGCCCCAGGUAGUGGAUUUGAUCAGGACAUGGAGCGAUAUGACAACAGGAUAUACCCAGAGGAGAAUCUGAGGUAUGACAGGCGAGCAGACAGGUCUUAUCAGGAGUCUGACCUGGACGCCCCUUACGAAAGGAGCGAGGGCCAGAAGGUUCGCUAUCAGGAUCCACCAGACAGCACCAGAAGGUACUCAAGGGACCUCACGGACUACGAGUACGCAGCGAGGUACGCCGAGGAGACGCUCAAGCUCGAUCCCAAGAAGGACCAUCGACAUCACGUAGGCCAGAUCUAUGAGCCCAUCAGCAAGAACUACGACACCCUUGCAAAAGGUGGCUACGAGUCCGGCAUCAAAACAAGGGACUCCUCCUACGAACUCAGCUCCUGCUCCAAUCCCAAAUACGAGAGCAAAUACACAGUUGGCAAGAUGUAUGGAACAUUGCCGCGAUACGACACAUCCGGUAAAGCCUACGAUUCCUACGAUACAGGUAGAUCGUACGGAUCAAAGUACGAGGAGCAGAGUUACGACAGUGGUGUCAAGAGUUUCGAGGGUUCAACAUCAAAGUAUGAGCUCAGUACGUCGAAAAGUUAUAUCCAAGAGCGAUCGAAGUACGAGCCAGUGGCUAGAUAUCAGGAUGCAUCUACCAAAUCUUACGAUCAAACACUCAAGAUAAGUGAAGUUGGUGCUACAUCUGGUGCUUAUCAGCGAAAACAAACGAGUGACUCGACAAGUGCAGCGAUAACAGAAAAAACCAACGGAUACAGAAAGAAUAAUUUCGAGGCAUACGGUGUAUACUCAGAUCCCGAGGAUGAUCAUGGAUUUCGUACUGAUAAAAAAGCACCCCAGUACACGUACAAGGGUGUUGUAGUUAAUGUUACUGGUGAAUCGAGUGUUGUAGACCAGAAAAAGAAUCCCAAGGAGGGUAGACAGACUGAGGUACAGCGCAGUCCAUGGUGUAGACCAACGAUUCUUCUGCUCUUCCUCAUACUUCUCAUAGUCAUCUUCGUUUUUGUCGCUGGUAUCCUAUUAUACUUCAAUUAUAUGUCGUACAAGCCACGUCAUCCGGUAGUCGAGGGUAAGGAUCAAAAUUUCGCCAGUAAUAAUCAGGAGCCCUGUGAAAAAACUUUCUGCGCUUGGGGUGCUGUGUGCGUUGUGUCGGAGACGGGUCGUGGCCUGUGCCAGUGCCCUCAGGAUUGUCCGGUAACAUCAGAGCCAGUCUGCGGUAAUGACGACGUGACGUACGGUAACCAGUGUCUGAUGCGACAGGCUAGCUGUCGCAACCGAAAGAACACGAGAGUCAAGCAUCAGGGGGUGUGUGAAAUCAAGGACCCUUGUCACGGUGUUAAUUGCACGCUCGGUACCGAGUGUGUGAAGAGUGCGGACGGCACGAAAGGCUCGUGCGAGUGCGUGAAGAGCUGCCCAAAUGCUGAUGAGCAGGAUGCCGUUUGCGGAAGUGAUGGCAUUGAUUACCCCAGUGUUUGUGCGUUGAAUCAAUUCGUUUGUGAGAAGGGGGUCAAUGUCACGGUUGAGUUCAAAGGGAAAUGCGAUCCCUGUGGCAGUUUGGAUUGCACUGAGCCAGAAGUGUGUCAACUGGAUGAAUCAAGACAGCCGGGUUGUCGCUGUGGGGAACAGUGCGGUCUUGAAUUCUCGCCGGUUUGUGGUAGCAAUGGUAGAACUUAUUCCAACGAGUGCAGCCUCAGGCAGGAGGCGUGCAGGUCGAGAUUACCACUCAGAAAAAUUUACAAUGGCGCAUGUAGCUCAGGAACGAAUCCCUGUGAUGAUGCACACUGCAGUGAAUUCGAGGAGUGUGCAAUCGAUCGUUAUGGCAUUACUAAAUGCGAAUGUGGACCAGAAUGUGAGCCUGUAUUGGUGCCAGUCUGUGGCGCUGACGGUACAACGUACAAGUCACAAUGUGAACUGAAGAGACAGGCGUGUCUGACGAAGAGUAACAUCGAGGUCGCAUACAUCGGCAACUGCGGGUCUCGAGGACCUUGCACUGAGAAGAUCUGUCAAUGGGGAGCCAUCUGCGCUGAGCAGGGAGAUACUGCUACCUGCCAAUGUCCCACAUGCUCGGUUGAAUUCAAUCCAGUUUGCGGUGACGAUGGUAUCAGCUAUGGGAAUGAGUGCAAGCUCAGAUUGGAGGCUUGUCAGCACCGGAGGGAGAUCAAAGUUCUUUACCAGGGAUUGUGCAAUGGCUGCGAGAGCAAACAAUGCGACAACUACGGUAAAUGCGAGAGCGACAGUACUGGCGAAGCAAAAUGCGUGUGUCCAACUAACUGCCGAGAGUCGGAGAAGGACGGGGGGAGGAAGGUGUGCGGAAGUGAUGGGGUUACUUAUGCUAAUGAGUGCGCGAUGCAAAAUGCAUCGUGCACGACCCAGACCAGCAUUACGGUGGCUUUUGAGGGCGAGUGUUCGCUCUGUUCCAACGUCGAGUGUAAAAACGGCGCCCGCUGCUCGGCGGGUGAAUGUAUCUGUCCCGAAACCUGUCCAGAGCCAACUGGCGAGCCAGUAUGUGGUACUGACGCAAAGACAUACCCAUCCGAGUGCGACUUGCAACGAACUGCCUGCGACAAACUCAGAAGUAAACUUCCAAGUCUGCACGUAGCAUUUCAUGGAGAGUGCGGUGAGAAAUUCGCUGUUGCUGCACUGACUACAAUGUCAACACCGUCGGUGACACGACUGCCAACAACCGUUGCCGAGGUAACGAGCACUCAGGAGCGAGAGGCGUGUAAGGACAUACACUGUGAUUUCGAGGCCACCUGUGAGCUCGGACCAGAUAAAUUUCCUAGGUGUAGUUGCAAGUUUGAUUGUACCGCUGAUAAUGAGGAGAGUGCGAUGCCAGUUUGCGGAAGUGACCUUAAAAUUUAUCCGUCAGCCUGUUUCAUGAAGAUUGAGGCUUGUCAGAGGCAGCAGGAACUCAGACUCCGGCCUCUCGAUCUGUGCCAAGGUAUGGAAGUAAAACCCUGCAGUGGAGAUCCCCCAUUAGCCGACGACGAGGGCAGGGAAUACGACUGUGGAAGUGGUCCAGACAGACGUGACUGCCCGAGUAAUAGUUACUGCCACCAAACUACCCGAUUUGCACGCUGCUGCAAGAAAGUCCAGGGGAUUCAAGUCGUCAAGUGCCUGGACUCCUGGCACGGCUGCUGUCCAGACGGCAAAACUGCUGCACUGGGACCUGACGGCGCUGGCUGUCCCAGUCUCUGCAACUGCAACAGGUUGGGAAGCAUCUCCGACACAUGUAAUCCAGAGACCGGACAGUGCGAGUGUCGGCCGGGCGUUGGGGGUCUUAAGUGUGACAGGUGUAUGCCGGGAUACUGGGGAUUACCGAAAAUCAGCGAGGGACAUCAGGGGUGCAUUCCCUGCGGAUGCUCCCUCUUCGGUUCCGUCCGGGAGGAUUGCGAACAGAUGACUGGACGAUGUGUCUGCAAGCACCAGAUCCAGGGGCAAAAGUGCACUAUUUGCACGGAUCAUAAUAAGAUCCUCACACCCACCGGAUGUUUCUCAGCGGACACGAGUGUAACAAUGCCAACAAGCUGUAACGAGUUGGAAUGCUAUUCCGGUGGUCAUUGCACUGAAAUUGGCGGUGGUCCUCACUGCGAGUGUCCAUCCUCCUGUCCAACUGAUGUACCAUCAGUGCCAGUUUGUGGUAGCGAUGGACAGACAUACGCAAACGAGUGUGAAUUACGUUUGUAUGCCUGUCGUCAUCAGGCGGACGUUGUAACGCAGGCGUUUGGCCGUUGCCGAGACGAUCCAAAAGUGAAUACAGACUUCCCAGUGAAGAGAUUUACAGCUGUCCAGUACACGCAGCCAGCCGCAGCAAUUUCUCCAUUGUCCAAGUCAACCAGGCAUCUUCUUGGUCCCGAGCCAGAUGCGAGGUACUACUACACCCAUCGGGCGCAGCAAGAAACCAUCACCAUCGACCGAGACAAUCUCAAACACGGGGUCGCAGCGGCGUCAAGACCGACACCAGCGACAAUUCGCGUGGUAACUGCACUCCUCGGGGAUCUUUGUGAUGACGAUAAGGACUGCACAAUACCGAAUAGCGAGUGUGUCAGUGGGGGGUGCACUUGCUCCAGUGGAUUCUCGGAGACGAGCGAUCGACAGGAGUGCUUUGCAAACUACCUGCCCGUGACCCCCUCCAAAGACCUCCGCGCCUGUCUCUCCUUCCCCUGUCACUCGUCCUCCACCUGCAUCGACCUGCCCUCCUCGACGUUCGUCUGCAUCUGUCGUCCAAACUACACCGGUCUCCUCUGCGACGAAGAGAUCAACAAGCGCGAUUACCAGAUUCCCUCCUUCGACGGCAAGUCCUACGUCCGCAUGAACCGCCUAAAAGCCUACCACAAGUUCAGCAUAGAAGUCGAGUUCAAGACAUACGCCGACAACGGUAUAAUCCUGUACAAUCAGCAGAAGAGCGACGGAACCGGGGACUUCGUCUCCCUCGCCAUCAUCGACGGCUACCUCCAGUUCCGCUACAACCUGGGAAACGGCCCUGUGAUCCUGACCUCGCCAGACCGCGUCACGCCGAAGAACUUUCACCACGCGACCGCCAAGCGUUACCACAAAGACGGCGUCCUGAUCUUCAACAACGGCGAGGACAUAGACGGAAAAUCCCAGGGGAUUCUCAAGUCCCUGGACCUCAACCAAGACACCUUCGUGGGCAACGUCCCCACGAACUACAGCAGAGUCUACGACAACAUUGGGACGAACCAAGGCCUCUUGGGCUGCAUCCGAAAGCUGAAGAUCAACCGAGCGUCAGUCGAUCUGCACAUCAACCAGGACAAAGAGGUGCUGGAGACCUAUCGCGUCAAAGAGUGCACGGAUAAUGCGUGCGCGUCCCUCCCGUGCCAGAACGGCGCCACCUGUCAGCCGAUCUUCGAGGAGGACCUGUGCAACGGCCGCGAGUGCUCGAGCCCCAGAAGAGGAAAAGGCAAGCGGAAAGGAGGGCACACAACAGCGGGGAUCAACAUCGUCAAGUGCAAAGGAUCGCACUGCACAACUGUCGAGGGGAGUCCCAAACAGAAGAGAUCGAAGAAGCACCCGAAGAGGAAGUGCAUGGGCGCGGAGUGUGAUUACGACUACGAGUUGGAUUACGAGCCGAACUUUGAGCACGACAAUUACGCCGUCACGCAGUAUGCGCCGGCGGAGUACAAGUGCACGUGUCCUCCGCAGUUUACAGGCGUCAAUUGCGAGGAGUCGUUGGAUCCCUGCAUCGGAGAGCCGUGCAAGAACGACGGAGUUUGUGACAUUCUGCCGCAAGGGGGCUACGUCUGCAAGUGCCCGCCGGGCAGAACUGGCGAGCACUGCGAUGUCCUUGACGCUGACCUGACGGAGUUCCUUGUGCCUGAGUUCACUGGAGACGGCUUCGUGGAGUUGGCAUCGCUCGAGGGAGUUUCCAAGGCGUUUUCUAUUGAACUCUGGUUCCUGACCAGGGCCAACGACGGACUAUUGCUGUACAACGGGCAGAUGAAUAACGGAAGGGGGGACUUCAUCAGCCUGAAUCUGGUUCAGGGGAGGCUGGAGUUCAGGUUUAAUCUGGGGAGUGGCAUUGCUAAUAUCACCUCGCCAGACGUCGUCAGUCUUGAUACUUGGCAUUGUGUGAGGAUCAGCAGGCUCGGGAGGGAGGGACUCCUGCAGCUGGAUGAGGGAACUGUGGCUAGGGGCUUCUCCGGAAAUCCGUUGACGGAACUCAAUCUGGAGAUGCCGCUUUACAUUGGAGGGGUCAAACACUGGAGAGAGGUCCAUCGCUUUGCUGGCGCUUGGACGGGUUUAGUCGGCGCUGUUCAGAGAUUAAUGGUCAAUGGCAAAACCUUCCAGAAUUUGGCUGUAAACUUCACUCAACACAAUACGGAAGUGUACGACGGCUUACCGUGUCCCAGUAACGAAAAUCCCUGUCACAAUGGGGGUGUGUGUUUGCCGCUGUUGAAUAGCUACCUUUGCAAAUGCGCAAGUGGCUACAGCGGGCUGCACUGCGAAUUUUUCAUGGGAUUCGACGUCUCUGGUGGGGAAAUAUCAGACAGACCUGUGAGAUUCGACGGCGAUAAUUUCCUCCAGUUCAAACAUCGUUACAGUAGAAGCACUAACACAUCUACCAGCACCGUAACGUCUGCAACUUCCGAAUACUACGAGGAGUCUUACUCCGACUAUGAAUUCGAAGAGGACUUCGAUCUCGAAUACGAUAAUUACGACUACUCAGAACGCAAAGGUCAGCAGUCCAACAAAUUCGAGCUCCGCCUUCGCACAAUUCACUCAAACGGUCUAAUCGCCUGGAUCGGCCGAGGAAAGCUCGAACACCUGAUCCUCUCCCUCGAGGAGGGCUACGUCCUCCUCACCUACAAGGGUAAACACGACCACGUGACCCUGAAGUCCCGCGAGCGAAUAGACGACGGAGUGUUUCACCACAUAAAGGCAGCUCGCAAGAAGAGAAUGACGAUCAUUCAAAUUGACGAGCAGCCGCCGGUCAAAGUUUCCACGGAGGCGACACUCCUCACGACGAAUGGAAAGCUCUUUGUGGGGGGAAAGCCGGGGCAUCAGGGUGUCCGCGGCUGCGUGACGGACUUCAUCAUCGACAAGCGAAGACUACCCCUGGCACGACGGAAGAUCGACUUCUGUCACGACAACGAUGUAUGAUAGUCAACAGCCACUCCACUCAUUUCUAGAUAAUGAGACGUCCACUAGUAUUCUCACUCAAGUACAAUUAACGAUGAUGAAGAAUACUCACUUGAAGGGAAGACACGUGAGAACAGAGAAGAUGAUUGAUUGAUUAAUUGGUAAUUAAUUGAUUUUGGUCAAAAAAUAAAAAUAAAUGAACCCAUUGGGAUUCGAACCCCGAAUUUCUCGAUUACUAACUCUGCGCCGUAUCCACUAGACCACUCUGGGGAGAUCGCCCAAUAAUUAAUUAAUUGAUGAUUAACUAAAAAUCUGAAAAAUCGAUUGUUGCAACGAACAAUCACAUGGUUAAAUUAAUUGUGAAGUGUUUAUGUGGGGGAAUUAAUGAACUAAGUGCUACAUUUUCAUCGAAGGACAAUAAUAUAUUUUUAAGACAUGCAUAAAGAAACGAAGAGUAAUUAAUGAUAAAUUAAUUAAUGGUAGAUUAUCGUGAAGGAGGGGAUUACGUAUGAAUUAAUGAUCUGCUUGAUUCUUCGCACGUGACCGUCAGGCACUUUAAGGUAUAUCAAGACUGAUUAUUGCGGAGAUACUUUGAUUGUACGGAGAUGAUUAUCAUGAAGUAAUUAUAUGAGUAAUUUGGUGUUAUGUUUGAGUCUAAGGUAGAGAGAUUUAAUAUUAUGAUAAUUGAUAGAUAGAAAAUAUGUAUUUUAAUGGACUGUUGAGUUAUGCCAGUAGAUGAUGAACAUUGUUUGGGGUAGCUGAAGCUUUUUAUAAAUGCGCAGGACAUAUAGAGAUAUCACGUGGGAAAUAAUUUUACGGAGAAAUUUAGCGGAUUCGCUGGGGAAUUCUUUCGAAUUUCUGUUGAACUUUCGGUAAGUUUUUGGACGAUUCUAUUAAAAAAGUCGAUGGAAUUAGAUUUUUC